ACACGAAGUUGGUCAUCGUGGAGGAACAAAAGGCAUUUUGAAAAGUUGUAUUAUCUGGUAGCCCUUUACUUUGACAAGAAGUAAGUUGCUGUUUAAUUUUGCUUACAUUAUUUCCUUACUCAGCUUUUUUAUUUCGUAGACUAGUUAAAGACUGCACGUCGAGGUUUAACAAAAUCCCACGUGUACAUGAAUCUGGAGCUGUAAAUCAUAUCAUAUCAAGUAUCCUUGAGUCAUAUGGUGGUGAUGGUGCUUUGUCCUUUAUCGAAUGUUUCGGCUUGAUCUAUAAAUGUGGUCUCAACCUAAUGCUAGAUUGGAUCGAUGGCAAUAGGUCAGAUAUCCAGGCUUUUUCAUUAAUUUGCAGGAUCACUGUGAUACUAUAUUGCAUUGUGUAUAUAGUAAGUAUACCAACCGCGUUUCAUUUUAGCUUAUUAAUAUAUACGUUGUAGUUUAAUUUUGCCAUUCUUUCAGCUUUUAUUCUCCUCUAUUUGAGGAUAUGGGUAUGGAUGGUGAGGAAAAACAAAAACUGAACCCAGGAUAAAAUUAAACCACAAAAUAUAUAUUGCUGGAUCUGAAAAAAUAGUUCCACUGUAUGCCAUUCCCAUUGUCUUGAAUAAGUUGGUUCUAAAAAUCAGAGACUUCUGACUAAACAGAAGUUUCAAGACUUUGAGACUUACUACAAAUGCUUCCAAGAUUUUGAGAUUGGACCAAAAUUUUCAUAAACCCAGAAUUUUCUAAGAGACUAACAUAAUAAAAAGUGAACUGCUACAGGGUGCAAAGAAAAUCAUUUUUACAGCUUGCCAUUCAGGAAAGCUGAAGCUAGGAUUUACUAGCCCAAACAUCAUUUCAACUAGCCCCAAAAGCUUUUUGACAGGCAGAAUUGAUUUCACAGUUCUUCUCUAAUUCAAUUUGAAUUCCUCAAAAAUCAUCACUUGCCCAUCAGGCAAGUUAAAAACAGAAAUCACUAGCCCGAAAGCAAAAUCCAUUCUCACCGGGCUAUUGGACACUACUUUCUUGGCACGCUGUGCUACCACGUUUUACAUAAUUUUUGGAUUUAAUAAAGUGCGAAAUUAAGCUUUUGCUGCAGACUGCAGACCACAGUCUCUCAUAGUUGAAAGUAAGUGCUAACCUUGACCUUAAAAUAUCAAGAACUAAAUAGAAUUGGUACCCUGUUCUGUAGUCCUGAAUUUGAUUUUUUGAAGCCUUUCUCUCAUUUUGCUUGCCUGUGGUCACUGAAUGCCAAAAAAGUAUACCUGUACUUGCCCAACAGGAAAAUCUUGUUAAUUUGCACAGCUGGAGAGGACUCUUUUUAGCCCUAUUUUUUUUAGGGAUUUCCAAGCUAUGAAACUGAACAGCUGUUUCCACAAUCCAUAGUACUGUAGUCCUCCUGCAAUUAUCAAUUUUUGGUGGCUGCACAUCUGAAACCUAAAACUAGACCAGUUUUGUAAUUUCAGUAUGUAGCAGUCAUGAUUCUAGAAUAAAGCCAUUUACAGCCAAACCUCAGAUAAGUGACUGCCCAAAAUGCAAAGUUUUAGCAGUUUCUCUCAGGAGUUGGUUGUGUUUGAAAAUUGAACCACAGGAAACCACUUUCUGUCAUUUCAGUAGCAGUCAUUUGAUUCUAAGUGACCGCCCAAAAUGGAAAGUUUUAGUGGUUACUCUCAAGAGUUAAUUGCAUUUGAGAAUUGAACCACAGGGGGUCUCUUCCAAGGAUGAGUAUGACCUUGUCUACAUUGUGGAACAGACCUACAUGUAGUUGCUUGCAGUUUCAAAGUAAUGAUAAUUUGGUUCCAUGUACAUGCAUGUUAUGUUGUUACCAAAAAAUUCUUCAAAUAUUCAUGUUGAUGUGUUCACUUACGAGAGGUUCAGAACAUAAAAGAAUAUAAUAAAACCAUCACACACACUGAAGGUUUGACUGGGUUGUAACAUAUUAACACAAGGGCUAGAGUUCAUAUGAGGACAUGCUGUUCUCAAUAAUCAGGGCUGUCAAAAAGUUUUUAGGUAGCAGGCUAGUAAUGAAUAGAAGGUGGCUUUGGAACUCGCACCAAAAGCACAAAUUCUUGAGGGCCAAGACAUCUAGGGAGAUUUUGAAAUUUAGAGUCUCGGAAAUGGCAUUUUCUGUGGUUUUCAAGAGGUAUUUUCCACCGCAGACACAAUGUUUUGUCAUCAGAAUACACUCAAGAUUGGCAACGAUGCCAUUGAAAUGUCCUGGGUGUUCAACGACAUCACACGGUUCACACGUUUCGCAGGGCUAAACCUUUAUAAAUAUGCAUUCAAUUUCAUUCGAUGGUGCUUAUUUUUUGUUAGCAGUUAUAGUAGAAGAAGAUGAAAUUAAAGUAGCCGGCUAGGGAUGGCUGACUAGGCGGCGGUUUUGGCCGGCUACCAGCCCUUAUUGACAGCCCCGCAAUAAUCCUUCAAAAUCAUGAAGCAUACCGUAAAAACUCGUGUAUAAGCCGCACUCGUGUAUAAGCCGCACCCCCAACUUUCAAGCAUGAUUUUGAAAAAAAAAAAACCAAAAAUGCGCUUUUGUAAAAAAGGUGAUCGUUUGUUCGCGCAUCAAAAUGUUCACAAAUAAACUUGAGGAAAUUUAAUGUUGUGUAUUUGCAGUGACAUUUUAAAUAGUAACCACGUGUUUAUUUGACGUUUAUUUGACGUAUGGAAACCAUCGAUCGGGGAAAAGCUUGUUGCUAAACGAGAGUUUAACAACCCAAUGGACAAACACGCCGUGAAAGUAGUGAAGGACGACGAAACGGUCGGCCAUUUGCCUCGCGAAUUCUCUCGAAUAGCGUGGUAUUUUCUUGCACGUAGUGGGGAAAUCAGCGUUGAAGUGAUCGGUCGCAGACGACACUGUAAGCAGCUGUGCGGAGGAAUGGAGAUUCCGUGCCAGUUAGAGUUUAACUGCUCAAACAAAGCGCAGAUGAAACGCUUAAAAGAACUACUGGCGAGCAAGAUUCAGGUAUAGAACCUGCAGAUGCAAACAAACGGCUCCUUUAGGAGCCACCACUUCUACUGAAAGCAAUGAUCAACGACACGUUUUCAAUAUGUUUAAUCUUUAUUUACUGAAGGUUUUCAGUUCAAUUUGUGACCCCUACAAGCCAGUUUACUCCCUUUGAGAGCAAUGGUCUCGUGUAUAAGCCGCACCUGCGAUUUUUUACUCAAAAUUUUGGCAAAAAGGUGCGGCUUAUACACAAGUUUUUACGGUAAUCAUAAUACAGCUUUACGUCAUAAAGUAAUAAUAAUACUUUAUGACCUAAAGCUGUGUUAGUGUUUCCUAGAGAUGGCCGCUUGUGUCUGUAGACCUAGUAAACAGUCACAAGUGUCCAUUUUCUAGGAAACCCUUUAAUUAUUAUUAAUAAUAUUCUCAUUAAUUGAAGUAAUCUAUAUCCCUUUUUCUACCCAAAACUGUUUGAUUUAUGUUGGUCUGUCUCAAAAACGUUUAUUUAAUUGCCUCCUUUCAUGUUGUUUUCUUAGCAUAUGACGAUGUUUAACAUAAAGAUAACUGGUAUUCUGUUUCUGUUGUAGCCAUGAUUACAGAUAUUCAGCUUGCAGCCUUUGCAAACAUCCUGGGUGUAUCACUGUUCCUUCUAGUUGUCUUGUACCACUUUGUAGCAGUCAAUAA
Messenger RNA from Porites lobata, 3613 nucleotides. The record is from the annotation of a GenBank genome assembly. NCBI's taxonomy places the organism in Eukaryota, Metazoa, Cnidaria, Anthozoa, Scleractinia, Poritidae.